Molecule: messenger RNA, 1786 nt
Organism: Brassica oleracea var. oleracea
Lineage: Eukaryota; Viridiplantae; Streptophyta; Magnoliopsida; Brassicales; Brassicaceae
Product: probable inorganic phosphate transporter 1-8
Biological process (GO): transmembrane transport
Cellular component (GO): membrane
Molecular function (GO): transmembrane transporter activity
Source: RefSeq, a predicted model, not a curated record
UCUUCACUUUCAUCUCCCAACAAAAAAAACUCCAAAAAAGAAAAACGAUAAAACAAAAGCUCUGGAUUCAGAAUCACAGAUCAAGAAAAAGACGAUGCCAAUAAAGGUAUUGUCAUCCCUAGACGCAGCUCGAAUACAAUGGUACCAUUUCAAAGCCAUCAUAGUCGCAGGCAUGGGACUAUUCACCGACGCUUACGACCUCUUCUGCAUCGCGCCCGUCAUGAAAAUGAUCAGCCACGUUUACUACCACGGCGACUCCAUCAACACGGCCGUUCUCUCCACUUCUUACGCCAUCGCUCUCCUCGGGACAGCGACGGGUCAACUCGUGUUCGGUUACCUCGGCGACCGGGUCGGUCGUCGCCGAGUCUACGGCCUUUGUCUCGUCAUCAUGAUCAUAAGCUCCUUCGGUUGUGGCUUCUCUGUGUGCACCACUCGGAGGUCUUGUGUUAUGGUUAGUCUCGGUACUAUAAUGUCCGAGUUCGCUAAUAAGAGGACGCGUGGCGCGUUUAUAGCUGCGGUGUUCUCGAUGCAAGGGUUGGGGAUUCUUGUGAGCUCAGCCGUGACGAUGGCUGUUUGUGUGGCGUUUAAAAGAGGUGGCGGCGGUGGUUCAUUGGACGAGGAGGAGGCUCCGCCUGAAGCUGACGUGGCGUGGAGGCUUAUACUAAUGAUAGGUGCUCUUCCCGCUGCAUUGACGUUUUACUGGCGAAUGCUGAUGCCUGAGACCGCAAGAUACACAGCACUUGUGGAAAACAACAUAGUCCAAGCAGCAAAAGACAUGGAAAGAGUCAUGUCAAUAACUGAUGAUAUCUCUGAUGAAACAACGACGGAGACACCACCACCACCUCCUCCUCCUUUGCCGCCUUCAUACACACUCUUCUCCCUUCGCUUCCUCCGCCUCCACGGCCGCGACCUCUUUGCCGCAUCUGUUAAUUGGUUCCUAGUAGACGUUGUUUUCUACACAAGCAACCUCCUCCUCUCCCAAAUCUUCAGUCACUACUCGGAUAAACCUUCUUCCUCCACCGCUGAGAAUGUCUACGACGCAGCCUUCAGAGUGGCGGAACUAGGAGCCAUCAUAGCCGCUUGCUCCACCAUUCCCGGUUAUUGGUUCACAGUUUACUUCAUCGACAAGAUAGGUCGGGUUAAAAUCCAGAUGAUGGGGUUUUUCUUCAUGGCCGUUGUGUAUUUGGUCGCAGGGAUACCGUACACUUGGUACUGGUCGAAGCAUGAGCAGACAAAGAAAGGCUUUAUGGUUCUCUACGGUUUGGUUUUUUUCUUUUCUAACUUUGGUCCCAACACUACAACUUUUAUCAUACCCGCUGAGCUUUUUCCGGCUAGGUUUAGGUCGACAUGUCACGGGAUAUCUGGAGCCGCGGGUAAGCUUGGGGCUAUUGUGGGCACUGUUGGGUUCUUGUGGGCUACGGAGAAGGCAGACGAUGGCGAUAAUAUGAACCGUAUGAGAGCUGCUUUCUUGAUACUUGGUGGAGUUUGCAUUGCUGGAAUAUUCGUGACGUAUUUCUUCACCAAGGAAACUAUGGGAAGAUCGUUAGAGGAGAAUGAGCACCAACAAGAACAAGUUAACAAUGAUGAGAGUGAAGAUGAGCCACAUAUUGUUGACGGACAAUCAUCGGAAAGCACUUUGCUUCAGACACAAUGAUGACCGAGAUACCAAACUCAUGUACGGUUCAAGUUUAGUAGACAAAGGAAACCACUUUUGUAUUUAUUUUUACAAUUACUUCUGACCCAGGAAACUGUUUAAUGUACGUUUCUUUUGUUUUCUUUAUGUACU